Messenger RNA from Leptopilina heterotoma, 2267 nucleotides. RefSeq names its product radial spoke head protein 3 homolog B (gene Rsph3). The coding region runs from base 139 to 2025 and encodes 628 amino acids. Gene Ontology annotation, cellular component: cilium. NCBI's taxonomy places the organism in Eukaryota, Metazoa, Arthropoda, Insecta, Hymenoptera, Figitidae. The transcript has 11 exons. The record is from RefSeq and is a predicted model, not a curated record.
GCCAAAUAUGUAAUCGAGGAUUACAAUCGUUUCGCAUUCCAUCGUUGCCGGAGAAAAAGGAUACUUACACAUUUGUAAAAAACUCACAGGCAAUGUUGCAAUUUCAAAAACGAUAUCGAAAUCCACCGCUUUCGUAUAAUGCCAGCGAGAAUAUCCAUUUUACCAACAGCAGCAAUGGAAAAUGGAUUUCAUGAUAAAUUGGAAAAAAAUAAUUCACCAGCAUUUACAAUAUUACAAAAGGACAAUCUCGAAUCUUCCCUACCAAUUCUCCAGCUGGAUCUGGAUGAUUAUGAUGUUAAUGGUGAUGAUUAUGAUAAUAAUAAUGAUGAUGAUGGUGGUGAUAAUUUUAAAAGAGCUUCCGCAAGGACAAUGACCUUGAGCCAAAAUGUCAAGAAUAACUUCCAGACACGUAGACGAAUUAGCAAAUCAAAUGAUCAUUUGGUAUUGGCUAGUUUGCAAAGUCAUCAAUCAAAUCCAUUGAGAAUACGACAACAGAGCAAGAGUCAUGGUAAUUUACAGAGUGAUGAUAAUAAGGAACCGAGGAAAGCAUCAAUGAUAUUAUCGACUGAGGAUUUUAAUGAGGUGCUUAAUGCGAAAUUGAGGAGAAUACAGGAACAGGAGGAGGGACAAUUGAGCAAGAGAAGUUCGAGGAGGACACAGACCUCCGAGCAAGUGAUACAUCCAAAACCCUUCUUCACAACCGUAAAGACUGGAGAAUUUUUAAUGCCACCACCUGAAGUUGCUGCCCUACUUGGAAUCACGCCAAAUUUUAUUUAUGGAAAUCCAUUUCCCGAGACAAAUGACGAGACUGAUUUUUUUCAUCGAACACGAUUUCGACAUCUUGCGUCGAUUAAUAAAAAACCUGAAGUACGUCACAGUAGUCAUAAUUCACGUUGCCAGGCGGCACUCAAGGCAACUGAGGAUUUCUAUUAUCUUCCAAUGAAUGCUUCUUCAAUAACAACAGCAUCAUCGAUGGACGAGCGUUCCAAACGAAUGAGACGAAACGAUUUUCUAAAUUCUGAUCAUUCUGUUCCUUUUGGGAACAUCAUGUUCGAUCGGCGAGUCGCGCGUGGAAGUAAUUUUGCUUCCGCCACUGGUGACCUGGAUGGCGAAUCGCAAGCAAUGAGAAACGCGGAAAUAAGAAAACGUGAAAUGGCAAGAAGAAAAGCUCGUUCACAGGCGACAAAGGCCCUGCUAAUGCGAAUUGGUUCACCUCCUCCUGUACUGGGCCGAAAACACGAACCAGUACAAACCGAUCUUUAUCUCGAAGAACUUUAUGAAAAACCUGAUGAACUAGAAGUAGCGACGCAAACGGAUCAUUAUGUUGAUCGGCCGGCAACACCAAUUUUUUAUCCGGAAAAAAUUGGACAAGACGCAUGCACACAAAUUGAAGCCGGCGAUUUAUUUGACUAUGACAGUGAGGUUCAACCAAUUCUUGAAGUUCUGGUCGGCAAAACAAUUGAACAGGCUUUAAUGGAAGUUUUGGAGGAGGAAGAAAUUGCGGCAUUAAAAGAACAACAGAGAAGGUUCAUGGAACUUCGCGCCGCUGAAAAGGAGGAGACACAAAGAUUGGAGGAUCAAGACAAACGUAUACGAGAGGAAAAGACUCGCCGUGUAAAAGAACACGAGGAUGCAAUGAGAGUGCAACAAGAGACUGAGGAUCGAGUCGCGGCAUCGGUUCUUCUCACCGGUUAUAUUGCAGAAUUACUUCCGGCCGUUCUUGAAGGCCUUAAAAUGUCCGGAGUUUUAUUAGACGAAAUUAAGGCUGAUGUGGAAGAUGGUUUUAUGCCGUGGUUAAUGAAAGAAGUCAAAAAGGAAGUUGGCUCCAUGAUCGACAGUAGGGAAUUAUUAAUUGAUAUUAUUAAGGAAAUUUUGGAAAAUCGAGCAGAAACUUACAGAAGACUUGGAGAAGAAUACGAUUCAUCGAGAGAGGCAGAAAAAAUAAUUACAAAUAAAGAAAUAGUUUUGGAAAAUAUUUCUAAUCAAUCCCAGGAAUCAUUUAAUACAAAUCAAGAUGAAAAUUAGAAGAAAGAUUCAAUACCUCAGGUGGACAUUUAAUUGGAUUGUGAUUUAAAAAUUAAUUUCAAAAAUUAAUUUACGUUGACCACAAUGAAAAAAAAGGAAUUAUCAUAAAUACAUCAACAGAAAAGGAAAAAUAAAUAAAACGACUGUGUGCAAUAAAUUUCUUGUUGAAAAAGGCUGUUCUUUUUUUUUUAAUUUUAAAAAUGUGUUUAUUAAAUGCAGUGAAUAAAGAAAUAAAAAUUUUA